Rotaria sp. Silwood1 is the source of this 1611-nucleotide messenger RNA. The record is from the annotation of a GenBank genome assembly. NCBI's taxonomy places the organism in Eukaryota, Metazoa, Rotifera, Eurotatoria, Philodinida, Philodinidae.
AUGGAUGAUCAACAUGAGUCAAUAAACCGAUCGUUACUGAAAUCUUCAUCGUUCAAACGUUCGACAACAGCAUCUGAAUAUACAUCAUGGUCCAAACAUCGUCCACUUACAGCUCGUCACACAACAACAACUGCAACUAAUAAUUGGACUACAAGUUCAAUACAAAAGUCAAAGUCUAUGGCUUCUCAUCUUCGUGCACGUACUGAAUCACCUAAAAGAGUGGACAUUGAUGAAACAACUCUCAAGGAAACAUUCAGUAAAGCAAUGAGAACUGAACGACAACUACUUGUUGCUUCACUUCGCAAAGAAAUGAAUAUGAAGAAGAGAACAUUACUUCGAACAAUUAAAAAAGAAAAAGAAGUGAUCUUACAAGCAACAAAAGAAGCUAACAAUAAGGAAGAAAUAAUUCGUCUAUUAGAAGAACAAAAAAAUUCUUUGGCAAUUGGAUUUGAAACAUGUGUUAGUACUACUACUACUGCAAUUGAUACUUUAAAGCAGGUAUUAAUAGAAACUCUAGAUGCACACCAUAAUACAUCACAAUCAAUGGAACAGCUUCAACUUACUUUAAUCCAGACAAUAGAGCAAGAAAUACAAAAAAUUAUAUUGAAAAAUGAAGAAAUUCUUAAAUCAACAUCUAUUGAAACUGAUGCUAUCAACCAGUUACAAAAUACUCUCGUACAAAAGUUAGAGAAUUUUUCUAUUACAAAGAAGCAUGACGAUGAUGUGACAUUAAAUCGCUUAUUUGCUGAACAGAAACAAGCGUUAACUGAUGCAGUGGCACAACAACAACAGACACUUUCACUGGAUCUCAUCAAACAAACAAUGGUUGAUGCUAUUAAAGAGCAACAAUUAUUGUCGGUCAAUAAUACCAAUAAUAUGAAAAAUCCUCAACAAUCAAUUGAUAAUACCAUCACUAAUGUAUUAACUCAACACACAUCACAAAACAGUAGUACUAUCGAUAACAAUAAUCUUCAUAGUUUGUUCAGAAUAGAAUCGAGCCAAUAUUCACGCAUCCAUAAUCAAUCGUCAAUAAAAGCAGUUUUAAAAAAAUCACCAGAUCAACAUUUGAUCAAAGUGUCUAUCAAAUCACCAGAACCUGCUCAUUUAUUUGCUAAAUUAGUUAUUGGUAGCACGAAAUAUUCAAGACGAUUGCAUACAUUAUGUCAACGUGAUAUGGUUCAAAAUGAUGUAUACAAUUGUUAUGUCGCUCCUCCUGCUAAAGAUGGUCCCUACGAAAUCACCAUUUAUGCCAAAACGAACAAGGACACAACAUAUCGAGCAGCCAUCUGUAUACGAUUACCUGGAUCAAACAUUGCCCAAUCAAUCACUUUUCCAAUAGUACAUCAAUCAUUUGAAGAACAUCAAUGUAUUUUGAUUGAGCCAUUCCAAGGUCUGUUGAGACAAAAUGAACAAGUACUAAUACAUAUGAUCGUACCCGGUGCUCAUAUAGUAAAAGUUCGCAACGGUGAUGAUAAUAUUGAACUCGACGCAAAUGAGUAUCAAAAAGACGUGGUUAAGAAGAAAAUACGAGUUCGAGGCGAUAUACAUAUUAUCGGUUGUUGGGACAACAAAACUGAUUCAACUAUUUGUGUUUUCAAUAUGAUUUGUUAA